This is a messenger RNA of Trichomonas vaginalis G3, 558 nucleotides long. Its product is annotated as ribonuclease inhibitor domain-containing protein. Bases 1 to 558 code for a protein of 185 amino acids. The transcript has a single exon. The record is from RefSeq and is a predicted model, not a curated record. Lineage: Eukaryota; Parabasalia; Trichomonadida; Trichomonadidae.
AUGAGUAAAUUACUUAUUCCAAAGACAGUUACAUCAAUUGAAGGUGGCGCAUUUUAUGAUUCUCAUAUUGAUACUCUAGAAUUUGAAAAAGAUUCUCAAUUGACUAGUUUGACAACUUCAUCAUUACAAUAUAUUUAUUCUCAACGAAUUAUUCUUUCAAACUCAUUGGAAGAAAUUCAAUCUAAUGCAAUUUAUUCAAAUAGUCAACAUUUUAAUAUUUCAUUCAUAACUCCAAGAACAAAAAUUUUAACAAUUCAAUCGAAUGGGAUUUCAGACACAAGCAUUGAAACAUUUGCAAUUCCAUCCGGAACAACAUUAAAAGCUAAUGCAUUAAAUCCGUCUAAUUCUCUUCAAUCAGUUACAAUUUCAGAAAAUGUUCAUCUAGAAGAUAAUUGUUUUUCAGGAUGUCCAAAUAUAGAAUCCUUUUUUAUUCUAGACAACAAUAUACAUUUCAAAGAUGGAUUUCUAACAGAAGGAAAUAAAUUAAUACAUAUUUCACGAAGCACAUCAACUAGUUUUGAUGCAAGUUCUCUUUCAUCUAUUUAUUUCAAAAGAUAA